UGAACACUCUGGAGGGCAACCAGAGGGCAGACACAUGCCCGCAGUAGCCUGCAGUCUAGCUAACAGGGACACAAAUAAGGUUGGCGACACGCAACCUUGGUUUCCACAGGCAAUGGAGUCUAGGAGGAUAGUCUCUGAUUUUUAUCGUGGAGGCUCGCCUUCGACGCCUUACUAUACAGCUUAUCCAUCUCCGGAGCCUCACUCUGAUGAUGAGCAGCAGCAAAUGGCAGGCCCAUCCAAACUCACGCUAGACUUGCCGGUCUACUCAAAUAAUUCUUUCCAACCCUCCGAUGAGGAAGAGGAAGAAGAGCACUCGAAUCUGCACUUAAAUAUCAAUUUCAAUCUCUCAUUAGAUUUCAGUCAAGCUACACUGGGACACUCUCGUCCGCCUUCACCAACACCAACCGCAGACUUUAGCAUGAUCUCACCACCAAGCAGUCCUUCCUAUGUUCAAUAUCACUCUCAAUUCCUUUCAGCACCACAAGGACGAAACACCCUUCCUUUCUUCCGGACAUCUCCAACCCGCACUUCUACCCAUUUACGAAGUCACAGUAUAGCCUUGGGAGGCAGUACAAAACGCCGCGUACGUCCCAAUAUCACGAAGAUUUGGGAAAGCAUUUCUUCUCCAUCUCCUCGAGGCAGCAAGUCCUCACCUACACUCAAACAUCCAUCGCCAAUCCAUAGGCACUUUACUAGGUCCUCCCCUAAUAUCUUGCGCGCAAAGCGCAAGGCAAAGCGUUCUUCAGUAUCAGACGUCUUUUACUGUGGGUCCGGGGUUCAGGGUAACAUCAAUGGGGACGUCGACGUAGACUACCGUGCAUUAGACCCGCUUGACGGUGAGGAGGGUGAACUCGUAGACCACGAAGGUUAUUUUGAUGCAGUCCAAUGCGAUCUUACAACGUCCCUAUCGUCAUAUACACAAUCCCCCUCACCCUCCCCUACCACCACCCCAACCUCAUCUCACCUCUGUCUCUUUCGACCUCAAACUCCCUCCCAAGCCUACACCCUCUGCCCAACAUCAUACGCCUCAGCCUCCACCUCCACGUUCACCUCCACGUUCACUUCCACGCGAUACCUCCCCCCCGCCCAAACAUCCCUUCCCCUUCCCCCAGAACUCACCCUACACAUCCUUUCCCUCCUCCCGAUGCGUUCAGUCCUAGCAUGUAUGCUUGUCUCUCGCUCUUUGUACACACUAGCCAAAGACACAAGCGUCUGGCUAGGAGUGUGGAGAGGGAGAGAAGGCCGUCCAAGAGUCCAACCCCGCGUAUCUCGCCAAAGCCCAUACGGCUAUUCCUACACACACAACUUUGCGUACGGGCUAGUGAAUUAUAUGUCUUCUUACUCAUUCCCAAGAAAUUCCCUGCCCAGCUUGUCCUCCUCUUCUGGUGAUGACAUCUCAUCACUGCGUUAUGCCCACGCAGACGAAGGCGUACACGGAUUCCCGCUUCUUGAAGACUCCGAAGAUGCGGAAGGGGAUGGGCCUAGUGGCUGGGCUAUAGAUUGGGAUCGAGUUGAAGCGUUGUGGUAUGGCGGACGCUCGAGGGGCGUUUUUAUGGAUAAAGAGAUCAAUGCUAACAGACCAUCAAUUCGCAUCUCUUAUCCGGAUCCAAUCUUAAGAAGAGGCGCGAAUUUAGGACCUCUCCGGCUCAACUGGCAUACCCUCUACCGCUCUCGUGCCACACUCGAAAGGCAGUGGCGAGAUCCACGCGGUGAACCGCGGGUGAUGCGAAUCGAGGGACACGGAGACAGCGUCUACUGCCUCGACUUUGACUCGCAACGGAUCAUCACAGGAUCUAGAGACAGAACCAUCAAAGUGUGGUGUAUUCACACUGGCGAGUGUCUUGCGACGUUUGAAGCGCAUUUGGGAAGUGUGCUUUGUUUGAAGUUUGAAAAAGACUUUGAUGCGAAGCGACCUUACUCGCGCCGGUCUUGUUCUCGCGGGCUUGGUAUUAAUGGUGAAGAAAAGGAAGGUAGUGUCAACGAGGAUGCGAACGAGGGGGAUGAGGAGGAAUCGCACGGUAUGAUGGUAUCCGGUUCUUCGGAUUGCACAGUACGUGUCUGGGACCUAUACACAAAGCAUCGUGGUUCGAGAAUACGGGCUGACGUACAUGCGAUUUUGCGUGGCCAUUCUGGGGGUGUGUUGGAUUUGAGGAUGGAUGAGAAUUGGAUCGUCAGCUGCUCCAAAGACGCACUCAUCAAUGUAUACUCCCGAUCUACGCUCACUUUACACGCCGUCCUACAAGGCCACGAAGGACCCGUGAACGCCAUCGGGCUCGAAGGCGGGAGGGUAGUGAGUGCCAGUGGGGAUGGUCGAAUGAUGUUGUGGGAUGCUGCUAGUGGGAGGUGUGAACGGGUGUUUGAGGGGCAUGAGAGAGGGUUGGCUUGCAUUGAGUUUAAGGAUGACCUAAUCCUAAGUGGUUCAAAUGACUGCACUAUCAAACUCUGGCGCGCAUCCACAGGAGAAUGUCUGCACACCUUUGCUGGCCAUACGUUGUUGGUCCGCGCGUUGUGUUUUGAUCCGAAGACUGGGUAUGUGGUUAGUGCGAGUUAUGAUCGGAGCGUUAGGGUUUGGGAAUGGAGAGAGCCUGCUACUCCUGCUGUGAAUAUUACUGCUUUUACUUCGCACUCUUCUUCCUCGUCGACCUCUUCUUCGUCAACCUCUUCGUCGUCGUCAUUUCACUCGACACACACCAGUACCUCAACACAUACCAGCAACUCGGCGCACGCCAGAACCUCGAUUUACGCAUCCGACACAGACGGAGCAAGCGUAGUAGGCGUCGCAGACGGUGUCGUUGGGUAUAGAAAUUCGGGUAUGAGCGAGAAGAGGGGUGUUGGGAGGUUGGUGAGGGAGUUUAGGGAUUUGCAUGCGAGUCAUAUUUUUGAUGUUAAGUUUGAUGUGAGGAGGAUUGUUAGCACUUCGCACGACCAGAAGAUCGUUGUUUUGGAUUUCACAGACGGCAUCGAAGGCGCUGAGAUUUUUGUGUGAUAUAGGGCACCAGAAUCCUUUUUCUUUAUCUUCAUCUUUCACCCCGUCCUGACCUAGCCAUAUCUGGUGAUAGCCAGACCUUGGUGAUACCUCAAACAUCGAAUCUAUUUAUUUAUCACGCAUCUUAUAUCCGUUUUGAACAUCUUGCAUUGCAAUUGGACUUCGUUCGAUCUUGUAUCUAGCUAUACCUCUAGUGUAUUAUGUACAGUAUAUCUGGUGAACGUCAUUGGUUUUGUUUUGCAAGGUUGGUUGGCUGGCGUAUUUGAGUUGGCGGCCCCAUGUUUGGUAGUGACUCGCUUAAACUAGCGCGGACAAGUUGAAUGUGACUACGU
Molecule: messenger RNA, 3318 nt
Organism: Suillus subaureus
Lineage: Eukaryota; Fungi; Basidiomycota; Agaricomycetes; Boletales; Suillaceae
Exons: 7
Coding region: 35-2986 (983 amino acids)
Molecular function (GO): protein binding
Source: RefSeq, a predicted model, not a curated record